UGUGCCCGCCGUCCACUUCCCCACCACCCGCCCGUACCAUGGAUGGGGCUCCCGCCUUCACGGUCUCGGCGGUCUUGGACGUCCGGCGUCGUGGUCGUGGGGUCCAAUUUUUGGUGGACUGGGAGGGGUAUGGUCCGGAGGAACGUUCGUGGAUCUCGCGUUCGCUCAUCCUGGACCAUACCCUCAUCGACGACUUCUAUGCUGCCCAUCCUGAUCGUCGCCCUGGACCGCCUGGUGGCGGUCGUUGAGGGGGGGGUACUGUCAUGGCCUGUCAGUUACUCCCUCCUCCCCCCUCCUUCCUCUGUUGGACGCGACCAGCUGGAUCCACUCACCUCUUCAUCACCUGCCUUCAUAAACUCCUCCAGGAUCAUCAGCCGGUGCCAGUUCGUUGUUCCUCCUAUGGACGUUAACUUUCUGGAUCCUCACCUGGUCGCAAUCCUCCUACGCUGCAGUCACGCCGAACCCAGAAACCUCCUGCCAGCCGCCUCGUCUCGCCUUGGUUCAAGCUUCGCCCACGCCGUCUCAAGAAGCCUCCAGCCAGUGCCUCGCCUCGUCGUGGUUCAAGCCUCGCUCCCACCGCUGUUUCCCCUCAAGGAGAUUCCUGUUCAAGAUCCCUCCAGCCUGCUCACGCUCGCUCUUCCUGGAAGGAAGUUCUGUCAAGUUCUGGUUUAAAUUAAACCAUUGAGUUCUUACCGUUGUGUCAGUCUCCUUCCGGGUUCCAGCAUCUGGGUCAUUUCUGAACUCUCGUUCGUAUCAUGACAGCUAGCCUCGUUAGCAUAUUUACAAAAACUCCCAAAAUAGUUUGCAACUUUUUGACAGAGAGCUGUGUACCUCUUAAAAUCACUUCAACAUCAGUAAACAACCAGAAUAAAUCCAUAUAUUAGGCGCACUGUCAUUUUUUGAAAAAAGUUAAGGCUUCUAGGUGAACCUUAUAGUGCGAAAAAUACGGUAGCUGUUGUAAAUGACAUCUUCAAUGUUAAUGAUAAGCAUUAAACAGUCCACUGGCUGAAACUUUGUCAUCGCUGAUCGCUUUGGACUUGGUUUUGAUCAGGAUGGGUGGACAGGGUACCUAGUGCACCAAAUUUAUGCAGUAUGUUAUUUAUUAAACAACACCUGCAACUUUGCACCUACUGUAAGUCACAAGAUGCAUCCAUACCAUUAGUAGGCAACAUGUUUAGGUGGUUCUAGUUUACCAAAUCUCAAUGAUUCUUGUGAUGUCACUAGGAGAAAAACGUAUUUUUUGACAGUUUUUAGAGAACCUCACUCCCAUCGUCUUCAUACGUACCUAGUUCUGUUAUUUCAUCUCUCUCUUCUGCUGCUAUGUAGGUUUAACCUGCUACUUUUAGAUCCUCUGCAUAUUCAUGAUUCUUUCCUGAAAUUGCAUCACUCCGACGUUUUUCACAGAAAAUAUUAUUAAGUAUGGAAGCCAGAAAAAGCCCCUGUUAACCAGUGAGAUGUUAGACUUUGUUUUACCUCUGCAAACAAAUGUUUAUGUGAAUAAAUUCAGAGGCUACAGCAUGUAAAAAAUAAAGAGAACUGAAAGUCCUCUAAGCAUUUCUUCUUCCAUUAUUCAACACUUUGAACCUCUUUUUUUAUUCAUUGUUGUUUUUCACAGUAGCUGGAUGAAUCAAUCAGAGCUACUUCAAAGCGUGCCUUUUUAAUAAUGAAGUAUCUCUUCUCUGCAGUGAAAACAAUGACUCGACUCCUCAGAUGGUUCACAAAUGAAGAGCUGAGACUUUAAAGAGAUGAUGAUGAGGCCAAGAAGGAAAGUGGAACACACAAGUGCUGUUCAGCUGCAGAAAGAAAAGCAACAAUGCAUAUUCAAGGCCAAUCAGAUACCAAAAUGUGGGCUUAGCAGCAUUCUGCCGUUCGCAAUGGAAUUUCUUUUAAAGAAGCACAAAGUCGUCACUCUCUGCUGCAUGCUUCACUUCAUCCAGCAAAGGAAUGAAAUGCUCUUGUGUACCAAUGUUCAGGACAAUGUUCUAAGACUUCAUUAGUUACAAAUAAAACAAAUAUGUCCAGAUGCCUGCUGCCAUACAGGGGAAUUUUGACAACAGACUCAGAGACAGGCAGGAAAAAACAAAAUGUCAUAGCUACAGGUGAGCAGAAGAGGAGCAUCACAUUAAACUCAUCAGUACAGGUGAGCAGAAGAGGAGUGCCACACAAAACCCAUCCGAAACAGAAGUAAAGUGUCACGGCAAACUCAGAAGUAGUAAUAGUAGAAUGAGUAUCCUGGAUGAUCUCUUCAGAAACAGAAAAGCAAAAGAAGAGCAUCACGCUUACCUCAUAAGGACAGAUGAGGAGAAGAGGAGCCUCCCCAGCUACGUUCCCACCACUAAAACUUUACAUUUUACAGAUACCCCUAAUAAGAAAUAUAUUUAAAAACGCCGGUAUAUAACAUUAGUUUUUAGUCAUUUAAAUCUAAUAACUUUUACUAUAAAACAUUAAUUCAAUUCAAUUCGAUUUUAAUUAUAUAGCUCAAUAUUACAACAAUAGUUGUCUCAAUGGGAUUCAUACCGGUAAUUCAAGAUUCAAGAUUCAAAGAUUCAAGAUUGUACAAGAUUGUAAUUGUAUGAUAAACAUGAAAUCAUAAAGAGCAUGAACUCAUAGAAUUCAAUAGGUAAUGGCUAAACUAAACUAAACAGACUGAGCUAAACUGGGCAUAAGAUGAGAUAACAUAAAGAUACUUUAUUGAUCCCAGCUUGGGAAAUGGGGCUGUUGCAGCGUCAGCAUUGGGCUUAAGAUACAAACAUACAAACAAUGGGUGACAACAGAGAACAGAACAAUCAAUCAGAAGGAAAUAUCAGUGAAAAUCAUCUGUAUUGCAUGACAGCUCUGGAGAAAAAAAAAAGACAGACCUUAAAUGAGUUUAUCUAUUGCAAAUGGAUGGCAAGAGUCCAAUGGAGUGAGUUACGAAAGUUCUCCUGUAGCGGUUGGUGUGACAGGGAAGCUGCCUUAGCCUAUUGGAGAAGGUGCUCUGCUGACCGUCGACAACAGGAUGGAGAGGAUGCUCCGGAUCAUCCAUGAUGGAUAGGAGCUUAUUUAAAGUCCUCCUCUCCAUCACAGCUUCAAACGUGUCCAUUUUACAUCCGAUUACGGAGCCAGCUCUUCUUCUGAUCAGUUUGUUCAGUCUAUUAGUGUCCCUGUCAGAUAUGCUGCCCCCCCCCCAGCAGACCACCGAGAAAAACAGAGUGCUGGCCACAACAGACUGGUAGUAAAUCUCGAGCAUCAUGCUGCACACAUAGAAGGACCUUAGUUUCCUCAGGAAGUAGAGUCUGCUGCUGGCCUUCUUAUACACAGCAGUGCUGUUGCUCUUCCAGCUCAGUCUGUUGUCAAUGGUUACUCCCAAGUACUUGUACUCACCUCUGCCACAUCUCUGCCCAAGAUGCUGAGAGGCUGGGAAGCUGGAGUUUUCUUCCUGAAGUCCACCCCUAUCUCUCUGGUUUUCCACAUUGAGCAGCAGGGGAUUUACUCCAGCCCACCUCACGAAUUUAUCCACAAGUUCCCUGUACUCCUCCUCCCGCCCAACAGUAAUGCAGCCAACAACCGCAGAGUCGUCAGAGAAUUUCUGAAGAUGGCACGACUCGGAGUUAUACUGGAAGUCACUGGUGUACAAAGUGAACAGGCAGGGAGAGAGCACAGUGCCCUGUGGGGCCCCCAAACUGCUCAUCACCACGUCAGACAGGACACUGCCCAACCGCACAAACUGCGGCCUGUCCAACAAGUAGUCAAUGAUUCAGGAGACCAAGGCCCCGUACACACCCAUCAGCCGCAGCUUCUUACCCAGUAACCAGGGCUGGAUGGUGUUGAACGCACUGGAGAAAUCAAAGAA
Messenger RNA from Oryzias latipes (Japanese medaka), 3832 nucleotides. Lineage: Eukaryota; Metazoa; Chordata; Actinopteri; Beloniformes; Adrianichthyidae. The record is from RefSeq and is a predicted model, not a curated record.